AUGAUGCCAACACAUGGUGUCGAAAGCAUUUUGGAGGCAGAAUUCUUUCUCUUCAGAAGAGUGAAGUCUUUUCUCUUAUUGGCCAUGGCCUAUGACCGCUAUGUGGCCAUCUGCUUCCCCCUGCACUACACCACCAUCAUGAGCCCCAAGCUCUGUCUCUCCCUGGUGGUGCUGUCCUGGGUGCAGACCACGUUCUAUUCCUUGUUGCACACCCUGCUAAUUAACAGAUUGUCCUUCUGUGCAGACAAUGUGAUCCCACACUUUUUCUGUGAAAUAUCCGCCCUGCUCAAGCUGGCCUGCUCUGACACUCACGUUAAUGAGUGGGUGCUAUUUAUUAUAGGAGGAAUUUUUGUUGUCAUCCCAUUCCUACUCAUUCUUGUAUCCUAUGCAAAGAUAGUGUCCUCCAUUCUCAAGGUCCCUUCUGCUCGAGGUAUCCGUAAGGCCUUCUCCACCUGUGGCUCCCACCUCUCUGUGGUGUCACUGUUCUAUGGGACAGUCAUUGGUCUGUACUUACGUCCAACAGCUAAUAAAUCCACUGUGAAAGAUAUUGUCAUGGCUCUGAUGUACACGGUGGUCACUCCCAUGCUGAACCCCUUCAUCUACAGCCUAAGGAACAGAGACAUAAAGGGAGCGCUAGGAAGGGCUCUUUUUAGAAAGAAAAUUUCCUUCUGUGUGUGA
This is a messenger RNA of Ictidomys tridecemlineatus (thirteen-lined ground squirrel), 678 nucleotides long. RefSeq names its product olfactory receptor 1E16. Gene Ontology annotation, molecular function: G protein-coupled receptor activity; olfactory receptor activity. Gene Ontology annotation, biological process: G protein-coupled receptor signaling pathway. The record is from RefSeq and is a predicted model, not a curated record. Gene Ontology annotation, cellular component: membrane. Lineage: Eukaryota; Metazoa; Chordata; Mammalia; Rodentia; Sciuridae.